GAAGAAUCACCUCGUUCCUGCAGGUGCGAUGCCGGGUGCCGGGUGCCCCGUCUCCAUCCAUCCCAAAGCCCCGGGCUUUCGAUCCCGUCCCCUGCUUUUUUUUCCGCCAGAUUCCCUCAAACAUCCCAUGCGGCUGCACCACGAGCCGAGGUGGUGAAAAGCGAGAACCGCACCGCGCCAGCGCCACCGCCCGGGUGAGGACGAGAGAGGUGCGUCGCGUGUGCCUUGCCACUGCGCGCGCGUAUGGGAAUGGGAUGAUCAUCCGGUGGUGCGUGGACUCCGCGGUCCGGGGAUGGAUAACGGGGAUAGGUCUGGGGCAGGCGCGGGCGCCGUCGGCAGCGCCGGGAGCCUCGGCCUCCGCGUCGGGCAGGCGGUCUUCUCGUCGGCGUCGCUGCUGUUCAUGUCAGUCGGCGUCGAGUUCUUCAGCUACACCGCCUUCUGCUUCCUGGUGACAAUCAUGGGGCUGGUCAUCCCGUGGAGCUGCACGCUGGCCAUGAUCGACGUGUACUCCGUGCUCGUGGGAUGCCCUCUGCGCGUGCCGGGCGUCAUGGUCAUCGUCGUGGCGCUGUCGAUCGUCUCGUUCGCCGCCGCGUGUUCGAGCGCCGCGGUGAUCGACCUCCUCCUCCAGUUCCACGGAUCCCACUGCUCCCCGAGGUUCUGCGGGAGGUACCAGCUGUCUGCCAUGAUGGCAUUCUUGUCCUGGUUGCUCAUGGCUGCUUCUGCCAUCUUCAACCUCUGGUUCAUCGCCUCACGGUGGUAGUGGUAGCUGCUGGUAAACCUGCAGCUAGUCAUUUUUGUUUUCUUUAAAUAGCGCACAUAAUUUGGUUUUCGAGAUCGUAGCACAGGGUUCAGGUACCUUGAACUUUUGACCAAUUAGCCAUCCUUGCUGUGAAUAUGUGAUUCCCAGAUGAUUGAGUGCAUGUAGUCAGUCAGGACUCAGGAGACUGUAUCUGAAUUUGGCUUUGUUGA
Messenger RNA from Sorghum bicolor (sorghum), 969 nucleotides. RefSeq names its product CASP-like protein 5C1. The transcript is spliced from 3 exons. Bases 293 to 760 code for a protein of 155 amino acids. Lineage: Eukaryota; Viridiplantae; Streptophyta; Magnoliopsida; Poales; Poaceae. Gene Ontology annotation, cellular component: membrane. The record is from RefSeq and is a predicted model, not a curated record.